CUAUUUUGGCAAAGCUACAAACAUCACUUAAAAGCAAGAGUAAAUUGUAGAUUGAGAGUGGGAGAAUUAGAGAGGGAAAGAGAAUGAAUCUUCUUCAGCCAUCUUCUUCUUCUUCUUCAAUGCAAUCUCUCCGCCAUGGCUGCACCAUCGGAGUUUGGCAACGACCCCCGUCUCAUACAUCAUCUUCACCGCUUUCCAAUCUCGCAUUUGGCUCUUCGAUCAUUCACCAAAAGUCUAACUCCGUCGCCUUUAAAAGUGUUUCUCCGGUCCUUCAUUCCGUUGCUGCUUACUCCGGUGACAAAGAUUAUAUAGCCGAAUCUCCGGCCAAGGCGCUUCGCCGGAUUCUUGAAUCGCCGGGGAUUCACCAGGGCCCCGCUUGUUUCGAUGCUCUUAGUGCUAAGUUGGUGGAGAGAGCUGGGUUUGAGUUCUGCUUUACCAGUGGGUUUUCGAUAUCAGCUGCUAGAUUGGGGUUGCCAGAUACGGGUUUUAUAUCUUUUGGAGAAAUGAUAGAACAGGGGAGACUUGUCACGGAAGCUGUGUCGAUUCCUGUGAUUGGGGAUGGUGAUAAUGGGUAUGGGAAUGCAAUGAAUGUAAAGAGGACUGUGAAGUCUUACGUAAGAGCUGGUUUUUCUGGGAUUAUACUUGAAGAUCAGGUAUCUCCAAAAGCUUGUGGUCAUACACAAGGCAGGAAAGUGGUAUCAAGAGAGGAGGCAGUGAUGCGGAUUAAAGCUGCUGUUGAUGCUAGGAAGGAGAGUGGAUCUGACAUUGUUAUUGUGGCACGGACUGAUUCUCGGCAAGCAGUGUCUUUUGAUGAAUCACUCUGGAGGUCAAGGGCUUUUGCUGAUGCUGGAGCUGAUGUUCUUUUCAUUGAUGCACUAACUUCUAAAGAAGAAAUGAAGGUUUUCUGUGAAACUGCUCCCCUGGUUCCAAAAAUGGCUAAUAUGCUUGAAGGAGGGGGCAAAACACCGAUCCUCAAUCUUCUUGAACUCGGAGAUAUUGGAUAUAAAAUCGUGGCCUAUCCACUCUCCUUACUUGGGGUAUCUAUGCAAGCAAUGCAGGAUGCACUUUCUGCUAUUAGAGGUGGCCGUAUUCCUUCUCCUGGAAGUAUGCCAUCAUUUGAAGAGAUGAAGGAAAUCUUAGGUUUCAAUAUCUAUUAUGAAGAAGAAAAGCGGUAUGCUACCAGGCCUAGGCCCAGCACAAGUCAGCUAUAUUCACGGAGAGCGAGCAGUAGUAUAAAUGACAUUCAACAGAGGGCUCUAGAUAAUGCAGAGCAAAGAGAUCGAAGUCGGGAAGAUCCUGCUGUAGAAGUAAUAACUCCUGAAGUAUACAAUAGCUAUGCUGCUGAUGGUUCAAGAGAUCCUUUUUCUGGGAUCUGGUCUCGGACAUUGAGAAUAAAGCUAACUGGAAAAGAUGGAUUUGAGAAACUUGAUGUUAGGAUUCCUGCUGGAUUCUUGGAAGGAGUCACCAAUAUAGUCCCAGCUUUGGGUGGAGUAAACCUCAAAGAGCUGUUGGAUGAUGCAGCUUAUGAACCAGGAGGGAAACUCUUGUUAGAUUUUGAUGACACAAUUGGUGAUCGUAUUCAAGUGUUUCUGGAGUGACAACAUUGCGACCAACCUUUAACAUGUUCACUGCUAAAAGAUGUUUGAACAUGUGGAAAUUGAAGAAGUGUAAUCUACUGGAGCUUGUGACGAAUCAUACUGCAAGGCUUGGCAAAGGAAAUUAUGAGUGUUUAUAAUAGGGCUCACAAUCUAAGUUCAUGCACAUUUCUUCUAUAUAAUUGACACAAGGAAACAAGGAUGAGUUUGAUAUUUAAUAAAUUGGAUGUCGGACUCUCAUUGGUGUAUAUGAUAAACGCUUCAAAAAAAUAAAUGAGUAGAAAUACUUGUCUGUA
This is a messenger RNA of Humulus lupulus (European hop), 1891 nucleotides long. RefSeq lists its product as uncharacterized. NCBI's taxonomy places the organism in Eukaryota, Viridiplantae, Streptophyta, Magnoliopsida, Rosales, Cannabaceae. Gene Ontology annotation, molecular function: catalytic activity. Bases 84 to 1598 code for a protein of 504 amino acids. The transcript is spliced from 9 exons. The record is from RefSeq and is a predicted model, not a curated record.